Molecule: messenger RNA, 291 nt
Organism: Scutellospora calospora
Lineage: Eukaryota; Fungi; Glomeromycota; Glomeromycetes; Diversisporales; Gigasporaceae
Source: the annotation of a GenBank genome assembly
GCGGAGUUCCAAGGGUCAUUUAACGACGGUUCCACAUCUUUACACACCAGAGACUUAAAAUGCGGGAAGUUACGCAACGGAUCACUUAUAGUUGUUCCACCUGCAUUAGUUCAAAGAUGUAAAACACAUUUCCAUACAUUAUCGUGUGGGGUCGAUGUGACCUUAGGUCUUAAUGGAUACAUUUGGGUUAGUAAACAUUCGUCAAAGAAAUUAGAUGAAUUAGAUCCUGAAGCUAUUUAUUCGAAUGAUAAUGAGCCAGUUGAUCGACCUAUUAGAGAAACUAUCGCACGU